AUGCUUCCAGAUGUUGGGCUGAGGGAGAUGUGCAUGUUCUUGUCCUUUAAUGUGUGUUUGUUCUUUCCUCCUCAGGCUUUUGGAAACGCUAAAACAGCCCAUAAUAAUAACUCCAGCCGCUUCGGCAAGUUCAUUCAAGUCAACUACCAGGAGAGCGGGACCGUCCGGGGAGCGUAUGUGGAGAAGUAUCUUCUGGAGAAGUCCCGUCUGGUGUAUCAGGAGCACAACGAGAGGAACUAUCAUGUGUUUUACUACCUGCUGGCCGGAGCGAGUGAAGAAGAAAGAAAAUCAUUUCAUCUUCUCCAACCAGAGGAGUAUCAUUACCUCAACCAGAUAACAAAGACAGUCCACAGACAGCACUGGGGAAAUUACUAUGAGACUGAGCUGGACUGUUUCGCGGUGGAGGGAGAGGAUCUGAAGCAUGACUUCGAGAGACUCCAGCUGGCCAUGGAGAUGGUGGGCUUCCUUCCCGCCACCAGGAAACUAAUCUUUUCUUUGCUGUCUGCGAUCCUUCACCUGGGGAACAUCCGCUACAAGAAGAAGACGUACCGAGACGACUCCAUCGAUAUCUGCAACCCGGAGGUGCUGCCCAUCGUCUCGGAGCUGCUGGAGGUGAAGGAGGAGAUGCUUUUCGAGGCUCUGACGACACGCAAGACGGUGACGGUGGGAGAGAGACUGAUUGUGCCGUACAAACUAGCUGAGGCAGGGACGGUGAGGGACUCAAUGGCCAAGUCUCUUUACGGCGCUCUGUUCGACUGGAUCGUCUUCCGCACCAAUCACGCGCUGCUCUACAACAAAGACCUGGAAGAUUCGGCCAAGAUCCUGUCCAUCGGCGUGCUGGACAUCUUCGGCUUCGAGGACUACGAGAACAACAGCUUCGAGCAGUUCUGCAUCAACUUCGCCAAUGAGACGCUGCAGCAUUACUUCAACCAGCACAUCUUCAAACUGGAGCAGGAGGAGUAUCGGUCGGAGGGCAUCAGCUGGCACAUGAUCGAGUACAUCGACAACACGGCCUGCAUUAACCUCAUCAGUAAGAAGCCCACAGCGCUGCUCCACCUGCUGGACGAAGAGUGCAAUUUUCCGCAGGCGUCCAAUCAGACUCUGCUGGACAAGUUUAAGCGUCAGCACGAGGGAAGCGUCUUCAUCGAGUUCCCGGCCGUCAUGGAGCCGGCGUUCAUCAUUCGCCACUACGCCGGCAAGGUCAAAUACGGCGUCAAGGACUUCCGUGAGAAGAACACGGACCACAUGCGUCCGGAUAUCGUGGCUCUGCUGAAGAGCAGCCGUAACGCGCUCGUCUGUGGCCUGAUGGGCCUCGACCCCGUGGCCACCUUCAGAUGGGCCGUGAUCCGGGCCUUCUUCCGCGCGCUCGUCGCCUUCCGGGAGUCCGGGACACGGCACACGGAGAAGAGGUCGAGCACCGGUUCUGAAGGUCCAGUUCAGACUCAGAAGAGUGUGGACAGCUUCAGCUUCCUCCAUCACCCUGUCCACCAGCGGAGCCUUGAGAUCCUGCAGCGCUGCAAAGACGACAGAUACAAUUCGUGUAUCAGCAGGAGGAGUCCGCGGACGCCACUGUCGGACCUGCAGGGCUCAAACACACUCGGCCAGAAACUAUCCAGGGACGUUAAAGGCUCGAGGUCCUCGUUCUCCUCUCACGACGAGGAGGGAAUCUUCGUGAACACUGUGAACAACAAGCUCCUGGAGCGAGCGCAGGGAAUCCUGAUGCGAAACAAGAACUACAAGACGAAGCCCAGCCUCCCGAAGCACCUGCUGGACGUGAAAUCGCUGAAGUAUCUGAGCUGUCUGACGCUUCACGACCGCAUAACCAAAUCACUCCUGCACCUGCACAAGAAGAAGAAGCCGCCCAGCAUCAGCGCGCAGUUCAACGUUUCUCUGAACAAGCUGAUGGAGACGCUGGGACAGUCCGAGCCGUACUUCGUGAAGUGCAUCCGCUCUAAUGCAGAAAAGCUUCCUCUGCGUUUCAACGACGCGCUGGUGUUGAGACAGCUGAGAUACACUGGGAUGCUGGAGACCGUGAGGAUUCGGCAGUCUGGAUACAGCGUCAAGUACAGCUUUCAGGAUUUUGCUCAUCAUUUCCACGUGCUUUUACCCGCUGGAUUUCCCGGCGCUCAGUCGGCCAUCAGACAGUUCCUGCAGAGCGCAGAGCUCGAGCCGGACGGGUAUCAAGUGGGCAGAAACAUGGUGUUUCUGCGAGAGCGUCUGCGUCAGAAGCUUCAGGACGAGCUUCAUCAGGAGGUGUUGAGGAGGAUCGUGUGUUUGCAGAGACGCUUCCGGACGAAGCAGGAGAGAAGACACUUCAGCCGGCAGAGACGAGCCGCACGCCUCAUUCAGCGCUGGUGGCGUGAGUGUCUGACUCGCGCAGACGAGUGUGUGUGUGAGCCGGAGCUCCAGCAGAGGGCAGCGGUGUGUGUUCAGGCGUUCUGGAGAGGCUUCAGAGACAGACGUCAGUACCGGCAGCAGAAGAGAGCGGUUCUGCUCAUCCAGAGACGCUGGAGACGAGUCCUUCAGACGCGCGCGAGAGAGAGAGCGGCAGGCCUCAUACAGGCCGUCUGGAGGACACACACACUCAGACACACACACACACUGAGACACAGGGCCGCCGUCACGCUUCAGGCCGCCUGCAGGGGGCGCCAGGCUCGACAGUGGUGCCGCAUUCUGAGAGAUCAACGAUGCGGAGAGAAAACCAUCGAUGGCGGAGAGCAUCUAAACACUGUGACUAAAAGUUUACACGCCCCUCAAAACUCAAGCGUAGAGCCGUCCGAGAAGCUCGAGGAAAAGCAAUCCGCCGAACCUCCUCGAGCGGUCGACGACAGCACGCUAAAGAGCCGAUCCAAGCGGGAAAGCAGGAGGCAACGGGAACUCGAACAGGCCACGUUCAGUUUAGAGCUUCUCAAAGUCCGAUCCGGUUCAGUGUCGAACUCAGAACCGGACUCCUCCGCUCAAAUCCCUCUCUCCAAACAGCUUCCUUCGUCUCCUCAGGCCUCCACGGAUAGCCAGGAAAGCUUUGAGGAGUUGGCCCAAGUUUCGACCCUUCAAAUGAGCGAAAAUAACGCGACUAAAGAGAGAGAGAGAGAGUUGGAGCAAGUUUCCAAACCCGAGCCGAUGGAGGAGAACCAAACCAGCCCGGCGUCCUUCAAACCUCACUUCUACAUCGCUGAUGAGGACGGCAGUCCGGUUAAGAGUUCGCCGACCCGCUCGGAGAAGAAGGAGUCAGUGCUGGUCAUCAUCAGCAUGCAGAAGGAGAGCCCUGUAGACCUGGACGCUCAUCAUGACCAUCAGAUGGAAGCGGAGGACCAACAGCUGGAGCUUCUGCUCUGCAAUGAUCAUCCCGGCGGCCAUUCGACCCCUGAACCUCAAAGCAAUCACGGCUUGGACACUUCGGCCUCCUCUAAAACCCUCCAGCUGGACUUGAGGGAAGCAGCGUCCACGAAGAAGGACGUCCAGAAGAAGCUUGUGUCUCAAAGCAUCAGCAUAAGUAUGAAGGAGAAAGCUGAUCUGGCCUUCUCUCCCAAGCGCAGUCGUCUGACCUUCUCCAAGUCGGACAAAGACCUGGUGAAUCAGGAGCGAUCCCUGGCGAUCCAAAGAGAAGCGGGAUUCAGAUCGCUGAAACACCGAGAGGUUGUAGGAGCCGGCCGUAAAAAGAAAGCGCGUAUGGCCGGGACUCGCUCUGAUUUCUUGAGCCGGGCCUGUAGCACCGAGCUCGAUUCUGACGAAGAUGAAGAUGAUGAACACGAGGACACACCCGUGCUCUCCCGAACCGGGCCUCUCCCAGAAUCCCCCAGUUCUCCUGACUCCGAGCCGGCCUGCCACAGCGACUCCGACAUGUCGUCUCAGAAAGAGCAGAAGAGGAUCCAGAAGACCAUGUCCUCGGGGGACCUUGGGAAAAUGGAUUCGCUCCGGAAGUCCAUGUCUCACACAGAUAGCAGGGUCAGAGGCAAAAUGCGCUUCUGGAGUAAGAGCAAGCAUGCAGAUAAGAAGAUGUCCAGCAGGGGGCGCUCCGCCGACUCCGAGCUCAACGACACGAGGAACGACUCCCCUGCUGGAAGCCCAGUGCAUGCUGGUCUAUCUGAGCGCGGACGGGACAGCAAGGAGAACCGCGAGCCGAUGCUGGGAAUGAUGUCGAUGAAGAGGAGGCGCAGUGUGAAGAUCAGCAGUGUGUCUCUCGAAGCCUCGGCUUGGCAGAACGACUCGCUGCACAUCCUCACCAGCACCGCGGACUACCGCAGCAUGAACGACUUCCUCAUGAAGAAGAUCGGAGAUCUGGAAGCAGAGGACGGUCAGAAGGAUUCGCCUGUGGACGUCGUGUUCAAGAAAGCCCUGAAAGAGUUUCGCCUCAACAUCUUCAACUCGUACUCGACUGCUCUCGCGAUGGACGAUGGCAGGAGCAUCCGCUAUAAAGAUCUCCACGCUUUAUUCGAGCACAUCUUGGAGAAGAGCAUGCGUCUGGAGCAGCGAGACUGGAGCGAGUCUCCUGUCAAAGUCUGGGUCAACACCUUCAAAGUCUUCCUCGACGAGUUCAUGACCGAACACAAGCCGAUGGACGGAGCCGUUAGCAAGGCUCCUAAACCUGAGAGGAAGAAGAGGAGGAAGAAGGAAUCAGACACGGUGGAGGAGCACAUGGGUCACAUCUUUAAAUCCACUCAGUACAGCAUCCCGACGUACUGUGAGUUCUGCUCCUCUCUCAUCUGGAUGAUGGACAAAGCCUGUGUCUGCAAACUCUGUCGCUAUGCGUGCCACAAGAAGUGCUGUCUCAGGAUGACCACCAAAUGCAGUAAGAAGUUUGACCCCGAGCUGUCUUCACGGCAGUUUGGCGUAGAGUUGUCUCGUUUAACGAGCGACGAGAGAGCCGUCCCGCUAGUGGUUGAGAAACUCAUCAACUACAUCGAGAUGCACGGGCUUUACACCGAGGGAAUCUACCGUAAAUCUGGAUCCACCAAUAAAAUCAAAGAACUCAAGCUGGGUCUGGACACCGAUGCGAACAGUGUGAGUUUAGACGACUACAACAUCCAUGUGAUCGCGAGUGUCCUGAAACAGUGGCUGCGUGACCUUCCGAACCCCCUCAUGACCUUUGAACUUUACGAGGAGUUCCUCAGGGCUAUGGGUCUGCCGGAUAAACGUGAGCUGGUUCAGGGAGUGUAUUCGAUCAUCGAUCAGCUCAGCAGAACUCACCUGAGCACACUGGAGAGACUCGUAUUCCACCUGGUCCGGAUCUCGUUCCAGGAGGAGACGAACCGCAUGUCUGCGAACGCGCUGGCCAUCGUGUUUGCCCCCUGUAUACUGCGCUGUCCCGACACCACCGACCCGCUGCAGAGCGUCCGGGACAUCGGCAAGACCACCGCGUGUGUGGAGCUGAUCAUCUGUGAACAGAUGAGGAAAUAUAAAGCUCGUCUGAAGGACAUCAACACACUGGAGUUCGCAGAGAGCAAAGCCAAGAGUCGCCUGACACACAUCCGCCGCUCGAUGAAACCAGUACUAAUCGCGGUUAGGUUUAUUGGCAUUACAAGAACUGCCACGCUGGGUAAAGGGCGUAUUCGCAAAAGCGGUCGCCACACGCCCUCGCCGCCACUGAGCCCGCGGAUGACCGAAGGGGAGGAGCCAAGCGAGGAGGGGGCGGAGUCUGGGCUGAGCGAGCAGCAGCAAGCCGCCAUGCAGCAAGAAGAGAAAGUUUUGACUAUGCAGAUCGAAAACCUGCAGAAAGAGAAGGAAGAACUAACCUAUGAGAUGUUGGCUUUGGAUCCCAGAGCGUCGGAUGAUGAGAUGCUGGAGUCGGAAGCGUCGAUCGGGACAGCGGACAGCUCGGAAAACCUCAUGGAGGCGGAAGGGGCCAUGUCCGAUCAAUGGGACAGAAUCACCGGCGCGGUGUCGGCAACACGCUGGAGGAAGUCCGAGUCUAAAAGCAGACGUGGUUUACGGCGUCAGCCCGAAUCCCUGGACUCUGUGGACUCGGCCGUCGCCUCGCUGUCCUCCGAGACGCCUCACUAUCGGCUCCGGUCCUCCUCUUCCGGCCCUCUGUUUUCCUCCGCCUCUUCCGGUGGGGAUUUGCACAUUCUCCCCGACCAGGAGGGCUUAGAACAGGCUUCCCUGAACACCCGAUGUGCCUCCAGCUCCGAGAAAACCCGUCCACGACCCCGAGGGAACCGAAGCUGCCCGCCAAAGCCCCGCGAGGACGGAGGCGUCCGCAGACGAGAGCACGAGUUCGGUUCUUCUCAGCCUUUAGUGCUGUACGGGAGUAAUGAAUUCAUGGUGUGAUCAUGAUGGUGUCCAACAUUAGCUGGAGCUGGUAACGCAAAAACGCCAAUAAAAGUCUGAGUAACAUUUGAAGUGAAAGAGAAAAGCUUGGGGAUCAGCCUUUCACAGUCCUGUUAAUGAACAAAAUGUACGGUGUAAAGAUGAACGCACCCAUAUCUACGACCUACUGACUGUAAAGUGGACCUGCUGGACCGGUCCGUUCUUCACAACAGAUUCUAAGAAUAGUUGAACUGGGAAAGAGCGAUUUUUAAUCAACCUGUGAUGUCCAUUUUCAUGUUUACAGAACUGAGCCAAUGAGAGGUCACAUGACUUCAACUGACUGCAUGCCGUAUUGCUACCAUUGUUUUCACUCUAUGAUUAAAACCUUUGAUAAAGUGCUAAAUAUGUAAAAUAAUAUUAUAUUAUUGAUGAGGGUCGAAUGAAUGGUGUAAAUAGCUGAAAUCCCUGUGCUGCUGGUUGACCCGUGUGAAAAUAACGUCUUUUUGUGUUGCGGAUCGAAAACUUGUGUGUCUCUGUAUGUUGAGUU
Rhinichthys klamathensis goyatoka is the source of this 6793-nucleotide messenger RNA. It is a transcript of the gene myo9ab, whose product is annotated as myosin IXAb. Lineage: Eukaryota; Metazoa; Chordata; Actinopteri; Cypriniformes; Leuciscidae. Gene Ontology annotation, molecular function: microfilament motor activity; GTPase activator activity; ATP binding. Bases 1 to 6267 code for a protein of 2088 amino acids. Gene Ontology annotation, biological process: intracellular signal transduction. Gene Ontology annotation, cellular component: myosin complex. The record is from RefSeq and is a predicted model, not a curated record. The transcript has 42 exons.